AUGGCACCUAGGAAUUCGGGUACUGAAGAAAAAGAAGAUUCUAGAAAACAAAACAAAACUGUGGAGAUAUUGAAUGAAUCAAUAGAAGAUUAUUUAGAAGAACUGGAGCUUUAUAAUGACUGGAUA
Molecule: messenger RNA, 126 nt
Organism: Ambispora leptoticha
Lineage: Eukaryota; Fungi; Glomeromycota; Glomeromycetes; Archaeosporales; Ambisporaceae
Source: the annotation of a GenBank genome assembly